CGCCAAUAGUUCCAUAAGGACAAUGUUAAAAAUUACCGUUUAUAACGAUCCCGGUUAUUACGUACAAUCGGUUAUAACGAACUGAAAAAUAGACGCUUAGGCGUAUUUUAUAUACAAAAUCCACCGGUUUUAACGAACGCGCGCGUUGGAACAAAAUUAUUGUACUACAUAUAUCCAUUGUAAACAGUCGUACGAGUGCCCUUAGGAUAUUACACGUUUUCACGAAAAUGAGUCAACAUCCGCCCCGGCAAGAUUUGUUUGCGCCGAAGUUAUUUAUGGCUUUUAGCAAUUAGUCACUCUCCCGCAGUUGCAGAUGCAGUUUUGCUUCCGCGAUACGUGUACAAUGGGUGACAAACAAAAACGGCAAUCGUUUACGUUGCAAGUUAAAUGUGACAUUAUUCGUGAGUUGAUAGGUGGGAAAAAACAAGUUGAUGUGUGCCGCGAAAAAAGCUUGAGCAAAUCUACUGUUGCAACAAUUUGGAAGAACCGGGAUGAACUGUUAAAAGCAUUUGAAAGCAUAAACGUUAAAGUGAAGAAAAUGAGAAAAUCUGUACAUGAUGAGGUGGAUAGAGCUCUGUUAAUAUGGUUUUCGCAACAGAGACGGAAUAAUGUUACAAUAAGUGGUGCAAUUCUCCGAACAAAAGCGGAAGAAUUUGGCAAAAAAGUUCAAGACAACUUCGUGUGCAGUGAAGGCUGGGUUGAAAGAUGGAAAGCGCGACAUAACAUAUGCAGCGGUAAAAUUCUCGGUGAAGCAUCAGAUGUUAAUACAGAAGUGGUGGAUAACUGGAUUUCAACUGUCUGGCCAACAAUUAAAGAAGAGUACAGCGAAAAUGAUGUUUUUAAUGCGGAUGAAACAGGUCUCUUUUUUAAACUUACUCCGGACAAAACCUUAAAAUUCCGAGGAGAAAAAUGUGUUGGCGGUAAAUUGUCGAAGGAGAGGAUUACUGUGUUGGUUUGCGCCAAUAUGUCAGGGACAGAAAAAAGAAAACUUUUGGUUAUUGGCAAGUCCCAAAACCCCCGAUGUUUUAAAAAUGUUAGAAGUCUUCCAGUGGAUUAUCGCGCAAAUUCUAAAGCUUGGAUGACAUCAGAGUUAUUCAUUGAGCACGUGCGAAAAUGGGACGAAGAACUGAAAAGAAAAAAACGCAAAAUUGUGUUAUUAAUUGACAAUUGCCCAGCACAUCCCAAAAUUCAACAAUUGCACCAAUGGACCCUCAAAACCUAUUAUCGUCAUUCGCUGCUAAUUAGGCAAGUGCAAAACAUAGAUUCGGGAAAGGCUGUAACCGUUUCUGUAUUGGAUGCCAUAAAUCUAAUCCACAAAUCUUGGCAGAAGAUAUCAAGGCAAACAAUAAAAAACUGUUAUAAGCACGCAGGAUUUUAUUCUCCCAGUACGGAUGAAGAAUAUGACUCUGAUGACGAUUUACCACUGCACACCUGGCUUAUAAAUCAACAAAGGACGACAACGCCUGGUACUUCUACCUCUGGAAACCAUGGAGUGGCCAUCGAGGAUAAUGUUGUGGAUGAAUUUGUUACUGUGGAUGACUGUGUCAUAACUUCCGAAUUUUUGACGGAUGAUGAAAUAAUGUCUGCGGUAAUAGAAGAAUAUGAGGAUAACAACUCAGACACCGAAGACGAGGAUAGUACGGAGGAUGCAACAGUUACGAAUGCAAGCGCAGUUCAAUGUCUACGUGAGAUUCGAAAAUUUUUACAAUCGCGCGGUGCAUCACAAAAUUUGUUUAACAAUUUAGUUGAGUUGGAAACAUUCGUAGAUAACAUUUGUGCAAACAAUGCAGAAGUUCAGAAAAGAAUUACCGACUACUUUAACCUUACUACAACCUAA
Molecule: messenger RNA, 1837 nt
Organism: Photinus pyralis (common eastern firefly)
Lineage: Eukaryota; Metazoa; Arthropoda; Insecta; Coleoptera; Lampyridae
Product: tigger transposable element-derived protein 4-like
Exons: 2
Coding region: 314-1837 (507 amino acids)
Cellular component (GO): nucleus
Molecular function (GO): DNA binding
Source: RefSeq, a predicted model, not a curated record